GAUCACAGAGCAAAGUUGCAGAAGGGCGAGGUGGGAUUGGCAAGUUGCAAUGGCCACAGUGAGUGACCAAUUCGUUGGGUAUGGCUUGGUGACCUUCAGCUUGGUUCUCUUCGCCUACUACACCGUCUGGAUAAUCGUCUUGCCCUUCACGGAGAGUGAUCACCUCAUUCACAAGUACUUCCUACCCCGAGAAUAUGCAGUGAUCAUCCCUGUGGCGGCCGGACUGGUGUUGCUGCUUUUUAUUGGAACUUUUAUCACCGUCGUGAUGUGGAAGAAUCCGAAAUCGGAAAAAAAGUCCGCUUGAAAAGGGAAGAUGGGAGAUCAUCUCAGGGAUCCUGUUUUAGCCAAGCCUGGAAAGAAAUUUUGGGAGCCAGGGUUGAUUCCCACCAUCCCCACCCCGUACAGAUCUGGACAGAGUUUCCAAACUGUGAACCGAAGAGAUUUAAUCCGGAGAGAUCUCACGAUGUAUGCGACCGGAUCUGAAAUCCCAGAGCAAGGGUUUCACCCGAUCUCUUUUCUUAGGGUCCAAAUUUAGCUCUGGAAAGUCGACAAGGACUGAAGUUUAGCGGGGCCCAUUUGUAGUUGUGUUUUUGUGGGGGGGAGGGUUUCCUGCUUUUUUCCUGCAUAAUAUCAUGUGGCUUUGUGGCGCUUUGACUUUUCCAGAUUGCAUUUUUCUACAGCCGCUCAAAUUUGUAAACGCGCUGCUGACGGAUGGUAGAUCCGUCCAGAAUUGCCCGUCGGUUUUCCAGCAUAGGGAGAAAUCUCUUCUUGUCUCAGAUUUGUUAUUCUUUUUUUUUUUUAAUUUAUGUCUCCAGCCACGUGACCAUCGAGAUCACGUUAAUGCGUGCCCAGAUUUUUAUUCUUAUUUUUUUCAAUGUACAAUGCAAGUGGAGAUUGGAAACUUCUAAUGACCCAGUUAAACGGUCAUUAAAAAUACGGUCCACCUCCUUUUUCCUAGAAUGGUUUAAAAAAAAAUAAAUAACACUUCAAAAAAACUUGUUCAGAAGUUUCUUUUUAACUCACAGGCAUCCUCUGCUGGUUUCUUGGAUAAAUCUCAGAAAAAUUUUAAUUG
Messenger RNA from Protobothrops mucrosquamatus (brown spotted pit viper), 1072 nucleotides. It is a transcript of the gene DPM2, whose product is annotated as dolichyl-phosphate mannosyltransferase subunit 2, regulatory. Bases 50 to 304 code for a protein of 84 amino acids. Gene Ontology annotation, cellular component: dolichol-phosphate-mannose synthase complex; endoplasmic reticulum membrane. Gene Ontology annotation, molecular function: enzyme regulator activity. The record is from RefSeq and is a predicted model, not a curated record. NCBI's taxonomy places the organism in Eukaryota, Metazoa, Chordata, Lepidosauria, Squamata, Viperidae. The transcript has 4 exons. Gene Ontology annotation, biological process: GPI anchor biosynthetic process.